ACCUAAGAACUGUGAUUAGAGUGUUCGAUGAACCGAACGUGUAGCAUGUUUUUGGAAUGUGGCAGAACACCCUAACGCCGCACUGGAAGGCCAAAGUCCAGAUUUGAAUCCUGAAUCUCAGAAGUUUGAGACAGAUUUGACAGACACACUGACUUUAUGAAAUCAUAAAAAAAAAGGUAUUUUGGUGUUUUGAUCACCUUAUUUUUGGAAAGAAACGCACCAUUUCUUGUAAACCAUUUUUACAUUUACAAACAUUUAUUUAUCCAUCCAGGUAAGACAUUGACAAUGUUUAUACUGUCUUUCCUAUUAAUGUAAUGUUGUCUUCUUUGAACAAAAAGAAAAAUAGAAGUUUAUAACUUACUACCUACUCCAAAGGGUUUGAGGUGUCCAACUUUCACAUGUUUUAGUAAACUACUUUUUGUUCUCUAACAAGAAGGUGAAUGGCAAAAUUGACGUUUUUCCCCAAGUACACCCAUUUAUUAAAAGUUUUUUAAACAGUAAGGUAUAUAAUUUUAAAAUUCGUAGGAAAUAAAUCGUCAUGCAAGAGGACAUGAUGCAGUAUUUUUUCACUCCUGCGACAUUUUUUAUGGGGUCGUUUUGGGGUGUAAUGUGUCUCCGGUACUGUUGAGGGCGCUGCUCUCCGCCACGCCUCCACUGCCUUAAAUCCGUGACGUGGAUUUUCAUUCAGAGUCCGAGUAGCCCCCAAACAUUCUCCUUACGGCGCCUCAAAACCUCUUUUUACGUCACUUUUGUUACAUUUACAACAAAUAGCUGUUUUUUUGUAGCUUGCGACGCUUUCGACAGUUUUUACACGACGCAAAGCACAGGUAGACAAAAUGAGUAAAAACACCAAAGUGUGGAGUUUGAAAGAUAAAAUAAGCGAUAACGAGAUGGAUUUGAGUCUGUGUAACCUCUCCGAGGUGCCCGUCAAGGAGCUGGCUUUAUUCACCAAAGCGACUAUUUUGGACUUGUCCUGCAACAACAUCACCUCCCUGCCGCCCGAGUUCUGCAACCUGACCCACUUGGUGAAGCUGGACCUGAGCAAAAACCAGCUGACCUGUUUGCCGGACGACCUAGGGAACCUAGCUGGUCUGCAGCACUUGGACUUGUACAACAACAAGCUGAUCAGCCUGCCCGUCAGCUUCUCUCAGCUGCGGAGUCUGAAGUGGUUAGACCUCAAGGACAAUCCCCUGGAUGCAGGCCUGGCCAAGGCGGCGGGAGAUUGUCUGGACGAGAAGCAGUGCAAACUGUGUGCCACCAUGGUUCUCAAGCAUAUGCUGAUGCUUCAGGAUGAGGCCGACCGUGCACGAGAAAAGCGACUUUUGAGGGAAAAAGAGCUGGAAAAGAAGCGAGAGGCCAAGAAGCGGGAACGCGAGGCCCGAGAGAAGGAGGCACGUAAGCGGGAGAAGGCCGAGGAGAAGGAGAAGCGGCGGAAGGAAUACAACGCCCAGAUGGCCGCCGCCACCGCCGCUGCUCAGGAACAGCCGAAGAAGAGGACCGAGGAGAGGAAGAGCAAGAAGAAGAAUGGACAGGUCUCAGAGAAGAAGACCAAGGUGGCGAGGGCGGCAUCUAAGCCUCGCCGCUCACUGCUCGGCGUGGUCUUCAAACUCUUCCUGCUACUGCUGCUCGGCGUGGCCGUUGCCGUCGUCGCCUGCCGGAUGACGGAGCUACGGCGGGAGGACGUGUGCGUGCCGCUAGACGCUAUCCUGGACCGGGGCCUGGCCUGGGCCCGCGAGCGAGAGGGCGAGGUCCGCCGGCUGCUAAGUGACCUUUCCUCUGCCGUCAAGGACUUCCUGGAAUCAAUGCAGACGUCCAAAAGCUAAAACUGGGAUUUUAAAGAUAAUCUUCUCAUUAAGAUGGCUGUCGCUGCUUCUCAUUCAUGCAGAAAGACAAAAGGGGGGAGGGGCACACGUGUGAAAAUUCCUAUGGAAUUGUCGCCGCUCUUUGUACAACCGCCUCUUUUUAAAAAAAAUGUCUUUGUCUUCUCACGCCACUUUGCGGCGUUCCUCUCGCCAUGAAAUAAAUGCGCUGACUCCA
Messenger RNA from Phyllopteryx taeniolatus (common seadragon), 2037 nucleotides. It is a transcript of the gene lrrc59, whose product is annotated as leucine rich repeat containing 59. The record is from RefSeq and is a predicted model, not a curated record. The coding region runs from base 837 to 1823 and encodes 328 amino acids. Gene Ontology annotation, molecular function: protein binding. Lineage: Eukaryota; Metazoa; Chordata; Actinopteri; Syngnathiformes; Syngnathidae. The transcript is spliced from 8 exons.